This is a messenger RNA of Dermatophagoides pteronyssinus (European house dust mite), 1666 nucleotides long. Its product is annotated as protein PFF0380w-like. The record is from RefSeq and is a predicted model, not a curated record. Lineage: Eukaryota; Metazoa; Arthropoda; Arachnida; Sarcoptiformes; Pyroglyphidae.
GCAUUUCGUGUGUGUUCAUAUUAUAUUUGGUCAGUUUAAUGGUAGAAUUUGAAUGGAUCUUGUGAUUUGUUUUGCUUUGUUAAAAAUCUUAAUUUUGCUUUGUGAUAUUUUGUUUCUUUUUGGUGCAAACUUUUGGAAAGUUGUAUAAUUUACGAAUUUACGAGUUUUUUUUGUUCGGGGAAAAAAAAUGGACAACAUUAAUGAUAUUCAUGAACAAUCUGCCAAUAUGACAACUGAUAAUCAAAUACAAAUUAGUCCAAAAAGACAAGAAGCAUUUAUUGAAUUUAUUCGUUCUAUGCCACGUAUUUGUUCACCAACAAUGUUUGAAAUAUCAUCAACAACAUCAUCAUAUAAACGUAAUUCAUUAUUAAGUCCAAAUGUUUGUUUAAAUAACGAUGAUAAUGAUAAUGAUAAUCAAAUUGAUUGUCAACUUGAUUGGUCUAUUGAAGAAUAUUCGGCUUUUUAUGGAAAAGAAUUUUCUAAUCAUCAUGAACAAGAAGAAUUUGAUUCAUUACUUAAUACAACUGAUUUAAUUUUGAAUGAAUUUGAUGCUGAAAAUAGACAAUUUUUUUCUCGAGAUAUAAUUAUUCCAUCACCAAUAGGACCAGUACCGGCAGCAUCAUCAUCAUCAUUAGAUAAUAAUCGUUUCAGUGAUAAUGAAAAUAUUUCACGUAAUACUGGAUCAUUUAUACGUUGGCUAGAUAAUAUACCAUUUCAUUCAACUGGACAAUCAUCAUCAAGUAAUCAACAAUUUUUUGAAUCGGCUAUUGUUAUGAAUGAUAUUUCAAUGAAAAAUGAAACAAACGAUGAUCAUCAUACAUUAGGUUGUGAACAACAAGAAAAUGCCAAAAAUUCUUUCAAUAAUAAAACUGAUAGUGAUUUUGUUUCGAUGUCGAAUAAUCAAGAUGAACAAGAAUCGAUGGAAAUUUCAUCAAUAAAUGUUUAUUCAUCUUCUGCAGAAGGACAAACAAAAUUAUCAUUUAUGGAAACAUCGAUGAAAUGUUCACCAAAAACUUCGAAAUAUCGUUAUGAUUUUGGUUUCAAUAAUAGUGGUGUUGGUUGUGGAAAUUUUUCACCAAUGCUUUUUCCAAUCGAUGAUAUUGGUAUUAGUCCAAUAACAAUGACCCGAACGACACCAACAACAACAACAACAACAAUCGAAAUGAAUAAAGAAAAUAUUUCACCAAUACAGCAACAAAUAAAUACUGUGAAAAAACGUCCAUUUCUUCAUCAUCAAUUCGUAUCAUCAGGAUCAUCAACAGUACAAUUCAAUCAUCAACAACAACAAAAUCAAUGUCAACCAUUAUCAUCGAUUAUGGAUUCCGAAAAAAAUAUUGAUGAUCAUUUUAAAACACCACAAACAACACGUAUAAGACGUUCAAGAAUAUCACGUGCAAAAUUAUUUUUUACAAAUGAAAUUAAUGCUCAAUCAACACCGAAUAAUCCUAAUCAACAACAACAACAACAACGUUUAUCCUGAUCAUUUAUCGUUUAUCAACAUUCAACAUAUCAAUUCAAUUCAAUUUGUCUUUAUCUGUUUUUUAUGGUUUUGUUUCUAUUUUAUAUUUUAUUAUUUUUUUCUUAAAUAAUUCCAUAGAACUUAGGAUUGUUUGAAUUCAACUCAAUAAUACCAACUCUUCUCUCUUCACAACAUACACAAAUAACA